CGCGACUCCGGAAUUGACGCGUCACACGUGUAUGUUAUGGUGCUGUAGAAGUACAGCUUACUACAUGUAGCAUUUAGCUUUUUCACUGGUGUUUGCGUUGUCAUAAAGUAUCAAGUCAUGGUUGUGAAGAAGAAAGUACCUAAAGUGCAGGCGGUGGUCUUGGAUGAUGCCAAGUUGAAGAGUCUGAUGGAGUGUCUAUCUGUUGUGGGGGAUAGUGCAGCCACACAGCUUGCCCAGGUUCUUAAAGACAGUCUAUCCUCCUCUGAGCCGGUAGAGCAGAUCCAGCUCAUCUCUAAGGCAGGAUCUAUGCUGGAGCAGUUGCAAGAGGACGAGUCUCCUUCAGGUCCUUUACUAGAGGCCUGCUUGAACACAUUAGCCGUCUUAUUCACCACGCUGCCAGCCAAAAAUCCACUGAAGAGAGCCGUGGCAAGUGCAAUAGCUGGCAGCCCGGACCGGCUCCAGCAGCAGGCGAUUGAGUGUCUUUCUGAGCGUCUGUCUUUCUCUCUCUGCUCCGUGAGCACAGAUGACUAUCCUCACCUAACAGAUUGCAUCACUUCCUGUCUGGAUGGCUCCCCCAUUGGCGAGAAAUGCAUUCAUCGUUUACUGACCGAAGUUCUCCAGUUUCUUCAGAAAGUUUUAAGCUAUUAUGUGGAGCAGAACAGUUGUCUAGCCGGUCGUCACGUGGCUCAAGCUCGGUUGAUGCAGUCCUGUCUGGCGGUGGUGAAGACCUCCAUGCUGGUGGUCCAGAGAUCUCAUGAGCCUGUUACUGCUGCACUUCUUUCUGCGUCAAACCAAUGCGAUCUGCAACAAGCCCUCAGUGCAUUACUGAAAUGCUAUACAUAUAUAUUGACUGACGAGGAGUUUGUUCAGACAGUCCAGAGCACUGCUGGAAUGGCUCUGAUUCUGCUCAUCAGAACUGUAAUGGGGAAUGGAGAUGAUGUACCCAUCACAGUUGCUGGUCUCUUGCAUGGUACUUUAGAGUCAGACAGCACUGCCCCCCAGUGGUUGAAUCAGAGCUGUGCUGGGCUGUAUGAGAGCAGCAGGCCUGCAGCUGUGGCUCUGUAUCUGAGUCAUGGAGCUCUGGCCAUGAUCGGCUGGAGAGGAAAGACCCUCGGUCCACAGGCAGAGAAACUGCUGCUAUUGAUACCUGAAGUGCUUCUGUCUCUGGAUACAAGAGUAAAGGAGUCAAGCACGGCGAUGGUCGUGGCUCGAGUUCUGACUCUUUGGAGCAGUGCCGCGGUCGACUGCGUCCAGACGGACACGUGUCCCCCACUUCUUCGCCUCUCUCUCGUCGGAGGCUCUCCUCUCACCACACGUCUCCACCACCACGUCUACUCCCACUGGGAGCACCCGCUGGACGGUGUCCGUCACCAGACCCGCUCUCUCUUCCAGAACCUGCUCCUGCUCCACCAGCACUGCAGCGAGCACAGAUCCCAACCCAGCAGCGACCCGUACAUCACUCAGCUCACCCGGGACCUUCUAGCGCUGGAGUGGCAUAUGAAAGGGAAGUACGGCACGCUGGCCUGCCUGGUGGAGCAUUUAGGGGCGGAGCAUCUUUUAAAUCUGGAUGCUGGUCUUCCAUCCAGGCUGCUGGGUUUGAUGGGAGAUCAGACGUUGGCGCCGUACGCCAGCGAUCUGCUGGAGAAGCUGUUUGUGAGUCAUAAAGCACAGCUGUGUGCCCGUUGUAAGGAUGGGCGUGAGUGGAUAGAUGGCUGGCAUGAGGUUUGGGUCACGCCGCUGUUGCAGCUGCUGUGCACAGCCCGUCUGGAUCAAACCACAUACAUACUGGACUACUUCCUGCCUAAGCUGUUACGCUGCAAUCCCUCCAGUCUUAGUCACAUGGUACAGGCCUUGCAGGAGAUGCCGUCCUAUACAGAUGGAGCGUCUUGUAGCAGAGGUGCGCUUGGAGCUCUGAUGACAUGUCUGCGCGCCGCCAGAGCUCAAGGUGUUCUCAAGGCUCUAGAGGAGGAAUUAUGGGAUGGCCUGGUGCCCCUUUCACUAAUGCGACAGGCGCUGGUGCACAAACACGAUCAGGUGCGAAUGGAUGCGCUCGGUUUGGUAUGCGAGAGCCAUCGCAGCACAGAAACUCUCUCCAGGCAGGAAUUGGACCUCAUUCGCCACUUCCUGCCUUUUAAUCUGAACAGCCAAUCACCAGGGGUUAGGCAGCAGAUGGUCAGUCUGUUAAAGAAGCUCUUGUGUCGGGCGAAGGACGGUGCUCAGCUGCUAAACAAGAGACUGGACCAGCAUCCAAAUGACCAAGAUCAAGAAAUCCUUCACAUGUAUCAGGAGUUCCUGCGUUGGUUCUGCGAGUCCCUGUUUCAGGUGCUUCAUCCCGGAGCCUCAUUCUCCAGAUGUCUUAUGGCUCUACACCUGCUGAGUCUGAUAGCUGAACAUUUCACCUUUAACACAGGCCCUGUUGGUUUUGCUCUUGGAGAUUCAGUGAGUGCUUCUGAUGCUCAAGCUGUGCUGCACUGUAUCGCCAGCAACUUCCUGGAAGUGAAGCAACUCGCCUGCAACCUCUUACAAAAACUGCCUCCUACAGUUGUUCAGCUUCAGGAGCCUGAGAUGUUGCAGUGUUUGCUGCGGGCCGCUCUGGACCUCAGCACCAGCACCAAACCCUUUGACAGUGUUACUGCGGCUCAUCUCUUUAACCUACUGCUCCACCAACAGGACCUGCAGGACGCAUUACUCAUCUGUAUCCAGAAUCAACUCCAGCCAUCAGCACUAAACCAGUCCCAGGCCUCUGAGGCCUCUGUACUGGAGCAGAACAUGAUGGCAGUGGUGCAGUGUUUAAUGGGCUGUCUGAAGGAAGAGAUCGUAAAGGCUGAGUCGUCUCUUCUUAAGGCUGCUGCUUCAAGUCCUUUAUAUGGAAGAGCUCACUGUAUCACUGCAGUCUUACAACAGCUCAACACCCGAUCACUUGUGCUGCUGUCUCAGUGGACGGCUGUGGUCUCCGAGCUCAUAGGUCUCUGCUACAGGAUGUCUGAUGUUGUAUCACCUGUGGUUCAGAGCUCCUCUCCUGAAGGCCUUAUUCCUAUGGAUACAGAUUCGGAGACCUCUGCUGGCCUACAUAAGAUCUUGCAGGAGAUUCAACCUCGUGACACUAAUGAUUUCUUCAGCAAUGCUAGAGAGCUGGAGUCCAGUGAGACCGAGCACAAACACUUUAAACCACAAGCCAACAUCAAUGAUGAUGAUGGAGAGGCCUAUCGGGUCACCGCUCAGAUGGUGUUGGUGUGUUGCUGGAGGACCAUGAAAGAGGUGUCCAUGUUACUGGGUCAUCUUUGUCAGAGCAUGCCACUGUGUUCCUCUCACACACCAGCUGGAGUCAUCACACAAGAACAGGUGGAGGCUGUGGGGAUGUAUUUUCGGGAGCAGCUUCUGCAGUCUCGUCACAGGGGGGCCUUCGAGCUUGCUUACGUGGGCUUUGUUCGUCUCACCGAGAUGCUUUGCAGGAGUGGGAGUGCGACGCUCCAGCAGCUCCCAGCACACUGGCUGAAGGAGGUCCUCGAGGAGGUGAAAUCCAGUGACCCCUCCUCUAAACUCUGUGCCACCCGCCGCAGUGCAGGAAUACCUUUCUACAUUCAGGCCCUGCUGUCCUCUGAGCCAAAGUCUUCCAGCUGUAGUCUGCUGAAGAUGACCAUGAGAUGUCUGACAGCAUUGGCCAUGCCCUCGGAUGAUGGAUCUACUGACAUCAGUACUGUGCCACAGGUCCACGCUCUGAACAUCCUGAGGGCUCUGUUUCGAGAUACGCGUCUGGGAGAGAACAUUGUGCCGUUCGUGGCAGAAGGCAUGCAGGCCGCUGUUCUGGGCUUCACCUCACCUGUGUGGGCUGUGAGGAACUCCUCGACUCUACUCUUCAGCACUCUCAUCACACGGAUAUUCGGAGUGAAAAAAGGAAAAGAUGAGCAUUCUAAAAAGAACAGAAUGACAGGCCGAGAGUUUUUCACUCGAUUCCCUGCGCUCUAUCCCUUCCUCCUCAGUCAACUACAGGAAGCCGCAGCAUCAGUAAACAGUGAUUCAGGGCAGGUGAAGCUGCACCCCAGUCUGUUCUUGUUAUUGUUGGUUUUGGGUCGUCUCUACCCAUCCCCUAUGGAUGGCUCGUCUUCCCCUCUGGGCCUAGCUCCUUUUAUGCCCUUAAUUAUUAGGUGCGGCCGCUCGGCUGUUUACCGCACACGUGAAAUGGCUGCGAGAGCUGUGGUUCCUUUUGUUCUGGUGACCCAGGUUCCUUCCACCAUCAAGACUCUACUGGAGGACCUGCCUCAAGAACCUGGACCAGGAAUCCAACAGAACCACAUCCACGGGACACUGUUGCAGGCGCCUCUUAUGAUUGAUUUCAAUCUCAGCGUGUAUUGUUUGGACAAACAGGUGCUGUCUCUGAUUCGUUCCUACCUGACGGACACACACAGACCCCAGUCAGGAAACCCGCAGGACUGUGACAUCUCCCAUGUCCUGUUUCCACGUCUUUGGCUCGCCACAAGAAGGAACCCAUGUCUGGUGACACGUGGUGCUUUCUUAGACCUGCUGGGCUGUCUUUGUGGCUGUCUUCCUGUUUCUAUAUCAGAUUCUCAGCUGAAGAAACUGCGUGAAGAAACGCUGAACAUCCUGAUGGCCUCUGAACUUGUGGCCCCCGAAGGGUCCAAUGAGAUAAACCCAGCAGUUCCUGGAGUCACGCAGUACCUGCAGAGUCUGGCACGUAUAGCUAUCAGCAUCUGUGUGGAAUCACCUCAUCUGUGGCAAUGUCUGGAGUCUGACAGGAUUCAGAAAGACCUCCUGAUCCAUCUUCUGCAGUGCCAACACUAUGAGAUUCGACUGUUUGCUCUGGAACAGCUCCUCAAGAGACUUCAGACGACGCAGGAAGAGUCUCAAUGUGGUCGUGAGGGUCCCUUACACUUUGAGCUGUGCGUGUCCAACCUAACCUGUCUGGCCCUGCAUGAGACGCAUCCUGGGUGUCAAGCCAAGGUUUUGCAGAUUCUCGCUGUACUUCCUUUGUCUUCUGUCUUGCCCUGGAGAGAUGGUUUGAGUUCUCUCAGCUGUCAGGAGGCUUUAGAGCAUCUCCUCACACUGACUGAGACGUCCACACACAGUGUGGAGCUCUACUGUGCGUCUCUCUGUCUGACGUCUCGGCUGGUUGUGCACCUGGUUAAAUCAACGGCUCAGGAGCUCAGCGGAGCUGCAGUGUCCUGCUUCAGUCGAUGGGGGGCGCUGGUCGUGCAGGGCUGCAGUGAACUGCAACCUCUAGAGGUCAAACUGAUGUCAGCUGAGGUUCUGGUGAAGGCCGUCCACACCUUACUGACAGCACCAGCAUUGCCUCUGGGUAUCACACACACGGUGGCGUUAUGGAAGAGUCUGUUUACGUUAUUACAGGAUGAAGAUCAGGACGUGAGGGACAGGGCUGCUGAAUUCACAUGCUACAUCCCGGCGCACUUGCACAACACGGCUGUUGCCACGGGUGCUGUCUGUCCUCCUGUUGCCCUGGAGACGGGGGUGGCUCUUUUGUGCCAGCUCUUCCAGAUGUGGGAACAGGUCGCUGCUGGCAUUGUAAACUUGACAGAAUGGCUACUAGGGGAUGAACAACUGGAUACAAGUUGCGUGGAGUUGCCAGACCUGGAUGAAGAGUUUCUCUUUGAGAAAGGAGAUCUUAACCUGUGGGCGGAGCCUAUGUUAUGGGCACGGAUGUUGCAUGGACACCUUUGUGACCUUCUAAGUGUGCCACACACACCUGGCGUGAGCCCCGAGGACCCGGACCGAUUAUCAGCCGUGGCAAAAAGCAACGCCCUGACUGCUGAACAAGCGAUGAAAACCCUCCCUGCGUUCCCUCAGUUUUCCGCCACCAUCGAGUAUGGCAAGAUAAUGCUGCUGAAAGAGAGAAGCUCACUAGCUCAAAGUGUUCUUGAUACUCUGAGGCAAGCGGACACGUCGUAGAUGCUUUGUAACAUAUGUAGGAAUUUAAGCAUAUGAUUAUGCAGUUUUAAUUUCGUGAUAUUUUUUUUACACAAAAUAAAGUGUUUUUAAUAAAUUUCCCUCACUUUGGACUUUCUUG
This is a messenger RNA of Triplophysa rosa, 6040 nucleotides long. RefSeq names its product THADA armadillo repeat containing (gene thada). Gene Ontology annotation, biological process: tRNA methylation. NCBI's taxonomy places the organism in Eukaryota, Metazoa, Chordata, Actinopteri, Cypriniformes, Nemacheilidae. The record is from RefSeq and is a predicted model, not a curated record. Bases 118 to 5922 code for a protein of 1934 amino acids. The transcript has 39 exons. Gene Ontology annotation, cellular component: cytosol.